Biomphalaria glabrata is the source of this 5083-nucleotide messenger RNA. Its product is annotated as cytosolic 10-formyltetrahydrofolate dehydrogenase-like. Gene Ontology annotation, biological process: one-carbon metabolic process; 10-formyltetrahydrofolate catabolic process; biosynthetic process. The coding region runs from base 260 to 2962 and encodes 900 amino acids. NCBI's taxonomy places the organism in Eukaryota, Metazoa, Mollusca, Gastropoda, Planorbidae. Gene Ontology annotation, molecular function: aldehyde dehydrogenase (NAD+) activity; formyltetrahydrofolate dehydrogenase activity. The transcript has 24 exons. Gene Ontology annotation, cellular component: cytoplasm. The record is from RefSeq and is a predicted model, not a curated record.
AGUGUGACCUACAUUUUCAGAGGUCAGAAACGUGCGAUGCCCACUGUCUCCGUUGCAUGCAUAAACCUGACAACUCUUGCAAACCUUUUUUUGUUUUCUGCAUCAGCGAUUUGCUGUAGAAUCAAAAUUGUUUCUGUUGUGCUUUUAGAGGGCAGUGUGGCUUUCCUGAACAGAUUACACUGGUGACUGGGUUAGAUUUUCGAGCUACACUGCUGUGACCAUCUGUACACAGAACAAGACGAAGCUAACUAUCCCAACCAUGAGAAUAGCUGUGAUAGGUCAAAGUGUGUUUGGUGCAGAAGUCUUUAAACUUCUUCGCAAGAAUGGUCAUGAGAUAGUUGGAGUCUUUACUUUGCAAGAUGUGAAUGGAAAACAAGAUCCAUUAGCAUUGGCUGCUGCAAAUGUUGGAGUCAAAGUUUUUAAAUAUAGUAAAUGGAUGGUGAACAAAAAGGUUAUUCCUGAAGUGUAUGAUGAAUAUCAAGCUCUGAAUGCAGAACUCAAUGUGCUUCCUUUUUGUUCUCAGUUUAUUCCUAAUGAAAUAAUCUUAUUCCCUAAAUAUCAAACUAUUAUUUACCACCCAUCACUACUUCCAUGCCACAGAGGAGCUUCAGCCAUUAAUUGGACUCUCAUGUGUGGAGAUAAGAAAGGUGGUUUCUCUAUCUUCUGGGCUGAUGAUGGAUUAGAUACUGGACCAAUUUUGUUACAGAGAUCCACAUUUGUGGAUCCUAAUGACACUUUAGAAACAUUUUACAACAGAUUCUGCUUUCCAGAAGGCAUUAAAGCUAUGGGUGAAGCUGUGGAAAUGAUUGCUACCAAUAGAGCCCCAAGCAUUGUUCAACCAGAAGAAGGUGCCACCUUUGAACCUUUUGUGAGGAAGGAUAAAGUGCAGAUUAAUUUUGACCAACCAGCUGCUGUUAUUCAUAAUUUUAUAAGAGGAAAUGACAAAGUUCCUGGUGCUUGGACACUAAUUAAUGGGGAACAAAUUACAUUCUUUGGUUCUCGACUCUGGUCCCGCCUUCCUCCUCGUGGAAUACAAGUUCCCAUAGAUGGUGUUAAAUACUCUGCUAUUGUCCAUAAAGAUGGAAUGAUUUUGUUUGGCAAUGAUGGGAAAAUGCUAAAUGUGUCUCAAGUUCAGUAUUCCAGUGGUAAAAUGAUUCCAGCUUCAAAGUUUGGUAAAGAAGACUCAUCAACCCAAAAACUUGAACUGACACCAGAAGAAGUUAGUAUGGAAAAUAAUCUCAAGGCCAUUUGGAAAGGAAUUCUCAAUACUGAUAUAGACAAAACUUUAGACUUUUUCAAAGCUGGGGCUGGCUCUAUGGAUGUGGUCAGACUCAUAGAAGAAAUCAAAGUUAGCUUUGAUAUUAAACUUGCCAUAGAAGAUGUCUACAUGAACCCAGUAUUUGAUGAUCUAAUGAUGUGUGUCAUUAGACGAGGCAGAGGUAUUGAGGAUAAGGAACCAUUCACUUAUGAUGCAGUUGAAAUAGAAGCCAAUAAAAUGAAACUUAAAUUUCCACAUCAAGUCUUCAUUGAUAAUGAGUUUGUUGAUUCAUCUGAUGGUGCCACAUAUAAUACCAUAAAUCCUGCUGAUGAAACAGUCAUUUGUAAAGUGAGUAAAGCAACAAAAGAAGAUGUCAACAGAGCAGUAGAAGCAGCAAAAGCUGCUUUUGAAGAAGGGGAAUGGUCUAAACUUAAUGCUAGAGAUAGAGGAAUGCUUCUUUUCAGGCUGGCUGAUUUAAUGGAACAACACCAGGAAGAACUAGCAACUAUUGAAAGUCUAGACUCAGGUGCUGUUUAUACUCUAGCUCUGAAAACUCACAUUGGAAUGUCAAUACAGACUUUCAGAUAUUUUGCUGGUUGGUGUGACAAAAUUCAAGGUAAAACUAUUCCAAUAAAUAAUGCAAGACCAAAUAAAAAUCUCACUUUUACUAAACGUGAGCCAAUCGGAGUGUGUGCCAUUGUUGUACCAUGGAACUACCCCUUGAUGAUGUUGUCCUGGAAGAUAGCUGCAUGUCUAGCUGCUGGUAACACUGUGGUUCUCAAACCUGCCAUGGUAACUCCAUUAACAGCUUUAAAGUUUGCAGAAUUGUCUGUUCUUGCAGGAUUUCCACCAGGAGUUAUAAAUAUAUUACCAGGGUCAGGCACUUUAGUAGGACAAGCGAUGUCAGAACAUCCUGACAUUAGAAAACUUGGCUUUACUGGUUCAACACCUGUAGGAAAGACUAUAAUGGAAAGCUGUGCUAAAGCAAACUUAAAAAAAGUUUCAUUAGAAUUGGGUGGCAAAUCUCCUUUGAUUAUCUUCAAUGACUGUGAUCUUGAUAAAGCUGUUCGACUGGGUUGUGGGGCUGUGUUCUUUAAUAAAGGUGAAAACUGCAUUGCUGCUGGAAGACUUUUUGUGGAGGAGUCUAUUCAUGAUGAAUUUGUUCAGCGUGUGAUUGAGGAAAUAAAAAAAAUGAAAAUUGGCAAUCCUCUGGAUAGAUCAACAGACCAUGGACCACAAAAUCACAGAGCUCAUUUACAGAAGCUUAUAGAGUAUUGUGAUAUUGGUGUUAAAGAAGGAGCAACACUUGUCAGAGGAGGAAAGCAGUGUGAUUUACCAGGUCUGUUCUUUGAACCAACUGUAUUCACUAAUGUUGAGGAUCAUAUGAUGAUUGCUAAAGAGGAGUCUUUUGGUCCAGUCAUGAUCAUCUCAAAGUUUAUUGAUGGGGAUGUGAAUGGAGUUCUUCAAAGUGCUAACAAUACAGAAUUUGGUUUGGCUUCUGGUGUUUUCACUCAAGAUAUUGACAAAGCUAUGCGAGUAGCAGAUAGUUUAGAUGCUGGCACUGUAUUUAUUAACACCUAUAAUAAAACUGAUGUAGCUGCACCAUUCGGUGGAUUCAAACAAUCAGGAUUUGGGAAAGAUUUAGGUGAGGAGGCACUAAAUGAAUAUCUUAAAACAAAAACAGUAACGCUAGAAUACAAGUAAUGGAAGGGCUUAUAUGAACAUAAUUUUUGUUUUCUGAAUGUAGAAAUAUGUUCAUUAUAUUAUUUUGAUUGCAAAAUUUCAUUUUGAAAUAAUGCAAACUAAAAUGUCAAAAAGUAUUGGUACAUUUUAAGAUGCUCAACAUAUAUUCUAUGUAUACAAUACUAGCAAUUGCAAAAAUGUUUGAUGCUUGAUAUUAGAGUUGGUUGAAAUAUAUGCUAAUGUUUUUAUGUUAAUUUUAUUGUUUUAAUGAAAUGUUUCAAUUGUAAUAUUCUUAAGAAAAGAAAAGGCUAUUGUUGAGCUUAUUUCCCUUUAUUUUCUAUGCAGACUUUUUGUUCUGAUUUUAUUUGUAUUAAUGUACUGGAUGAGUUUGUUUGUUUUUUAAAGAGAGAGCAAAAGAAUAUUUUAUACAGUGGUUGAUCAUUUGUUGACUUCAUUAAUUAAAUCAUUUUUGAAAAGUUAUUUAGAAGAUGCUCAAAAUUGUUAAUAUGACUGUCAACUAUAUACAACAGUAGAAUUCAAAUAAUAUAUAGUUAGGAAAUUUAGUUGGCAAGCCAAAUCUCAUACACAAUUUAGAUGCUUAAUAUUGAUCCUUAACUAAUUAAAAAUAGCAAAUGUGUAUCAGUAUAAAAGUGUCUUCUUCUUCUCACCAGCUUUAUUUCUGCUGAGUAAAAGUGUCUUAAAAAGUGAUUGGUCAAUGGUGAUCUCCUGAUAUUAUAUAAAGUUUAGUCUUUAUGUAGCAGCACAUUUUACUUCCAAUUAGCCCACUUCCCAAAAGUUAAUUAAUUAAUAACUAGGCUUGCUGUAAUUUUUAUGUAGCUUCAUAUGUUAAAUCUAAUUAAUUUACAUAAUAAAUGUCCAUACUUGUCAUAUACAUAUAUAAAUUUAGAAAUGAAUAUGAUCAAAACUCAGUUUUGGGGAUAAUUGACUAAAACUUAACAAAUGUAAACUUAAAUUGGGAACGCCUAAUAUUUGAAAUCUAUAAGCAUAUUUAAAGGGUUUGCCUUAUGUUCUAGUUAUGAAGGUCUAAAUGUCUAAACAUAAUUUUUUUCUUUUUUAUAGUCUCAUGAUGCUCUCAAAAAAUGUACUUCUCUUGAAUAAAAAAUGCUUGUAUUGCUUCAAAUAAUUCUUGAACACAAAAUAUUAAUGGGCAUCAAGAAGAGCUAAAUACUUUUAUUCUGUACACUGCUUUACUAAAACAAAUAUAGAAAUAAAUUAUAGCUUUUAUACAGUGCUACUUUCAUGCUAUCUCAUUUGUGGACCAGUGGGGGGAGAAGGUGCCUGGGAGAAGGUUUUCCGUGCUGCCUUUAGGCGCCCAGUAAACACAACUCUGUUUGAGUUGGGUGUCAAACCUCAAGCCCCCUUCAUAUGUAAGCAAGACAAGCCAAGUUCAAGCGUACUUAGCCUCUCGACCACACUUCUCACUACUACUACUACUAUGGUUACAUUUCUUUAUAAAAAUUGUUUUGUAUACAAUUUUAUUAACUAUUGCUGCUAUAAUUAUUAUUAUUAUUUUCCCAUUCUGUUGCCUAGUAAACUUUUAUUGGAAAAAAAAAAAUUCCCAUUAGAGCAUAGGUCUGCAAAAGUAGGCCUACUCCCCCAGUGGACUUUGUUUUUGGGUGAUUCCCCUCAGCUGAGCCAUGUCCAUACUGCCACCUUUGCUUCUUGUUCUACAGAUCUCCUCCAUGUUUGCUUUUGGUCUCCCACUCUUUCCCUUCCCCUAGUAUUAUGUUUCAUUGGUUUCAUUGCAUGUCCAUGUUAUUCUUUUGGGUUUUUUCAUUCUAGUCACAUUUACCUUAAUAGCUGAUACAAGCUGCAUAAAUCAGUUUAAAGAAACAACAACUCCAAAUCUGGAUCUCCAAAUAUUGUGAUUUUUUUGUGAUCAUGGUCAAUUUAUAUGUUGUUUUGGGAACAUGGUUUGUGUGAUAAAGUAGGCCUACUGUUAAUUAAAUCAGAAUAUCAUUUAUGUGCCAUACAAACACAUUUUAAUAGCAAUUGUAAUGUUCUUUUCACAUUGUUUCAGUCUCACAAACUAACUGUAACUGUCAUUUGUCCACAUAAUUAACAUGUAUGAAAAGUGUUUUUUUCAACACAUAAUGAAAUAAAUUGUUAAGCAAAUAUCAA